Leptidea sinapis is the source of this 5656-nucleotide messenger RNA. RefSeq names its product GRAM domain-containing protein 2A-like. The transcript has 9 exons. The record is from RefSeq and is a predicted model, not a curated record. Gene Ontology annotation, molecular function: sterol transfer activity; sterol binding. The coding region runs from base 793 to 2241 and encodes 482 amino acids. Gene Ontology annotation, cellular component: endoplasmic reticulum-plasma membrane contact site; plasma membrane; endoplasmic reticulum membrane. Gene Ontology annotation, biological process: intracellular sterol transport. NCBI's taxonomy places the organism in Eukaryota, Metazoa, Arthropoda, Insecta, Lepidoptera, Pieridae.
UCAAAAUUCUUAGGAGCUCAUGAGCUAAGCGAGGCUGACGGACUGACCGUUUACGACUUGUUAUUCAGAAACGGUAACAGCUCGGAGCAAUAUUAUGGUAAAAAAGACUUUAAAUUCGCUUUCCUUUUCUAUACUAUCUUAGCUGUAUCUCUGUUAGAUGAGAGAAACGUACACAUUUCUUUUGCACGCUUUGUUGACGCCAGUUUAAUGUAUUUAAUGUCAAUGCUGUCACCAAUAGCACAGAUAGUCGACGAUCAUUGAGUUUAUUUAGUCUAUCGUUCGCAAUAAUUGACUACUCACUAGUCACUAUUCAGUACUCACUACCUUUAUUAUUUAUACUCUUUGGCUUUGCUCAGGCGCACAGAACACUAUUAACUCUAACAAGCUCAGACGUCAACACCUGUUUCGGUGUACGGCCGUGUCGGGCUUAGAGCGAAAAGUUUAUUUUUAAAAGUUGUUUGUUCAGUGUCAGUUUUGGCGCCCUUUUCUGUUUUAUUAAACAAUUAUAUUUAAUCAAAAUUUCACAACGAUUCAACAUUUUAAGUGCCUCACAAUUUAUGUUGAUCAUUAUAUUAUUUCAUAAACAGUUUGAACUCAAUUUCGCUAGUAGAUUGUAGAACCGUCAUAAGUAAACAAUAAAUGCAAGCUUCCGACUUGAGACUUAUGUUGUGUUUGCAAUACCUAAGCUGAAAGCUCGCAAAAAAAUGCAGAAGAUAAGCAGGUCCUCGUUUUGAACGCUGAAAUGUAGUGAAGUGCAAAAUAAAUAUGGAUAUUGCAAAAUUAUUUACAUAAAUGAGUGAAAAUCCAAGUGAAAAUAUGCUUUGUUUUGUACAAGGUUUUGGAGAUCAAGAUAACGGGCUUAGUAAAAUUCGAAGUUCUGAUGCCGAAAAAUUACAAUUCAAUUCGAACCUAAAGAGAAACGAACGAGUCCAACGUUUCUGUUCAGUAAAUGAGAACAAUAUCGAAGCGGUUGGUCAAAGAGGCGCCGAGUUUGGAAGACCAAUACUCAAUACGGGCAGGUCUUUCAGACAGUCCUCACGGGAUAGAUUUCUCAAAAACUUUCCUGACGUGAAAAGAACUUUUAGUGAUCGAUUUUCAGCCUUCACAGAAGCUGGGAAGAAACCUCCAAAGGGUUUUUUAGAUAUUCGGAAAACAUGGUCGACCGGGAAUUUCCCCACGGGUGCGGGUGGCGGGGCCGGGGCGGCCCGUUCUGCCCCCGCCACCCCGCUGCAGAUUGAGCCCCACGCGAGGAGCUCCAAGCAUGACAAGCAAGCUGUGAAGCCUUUUUCGGGGUCGGCGCCGUCGGUGCAGGUCGCUGGUCUCCCCGACUCAGGGGACGCCACGGAGUGCAAACAUCCCAGCAAGUCGAGACAGAAGAAGUUCCAGAGACACUUUCCGCAGGUCGGCCCGGAGGAACGAGUACUCAAUUAUUACUCUUGCGCCCUGGUUGGCGAUCUACUUCUGCAGGGUCAUUUGUAUAUUACGAAAAAUUACUUCGCGUUUUAUUCCAAUGUUUUCGGGUAUGUUACUAAGUUGCUGAUACCAACGUCGUCCGUAGUCCGCAUCACAAAGGAGAAGGUGGCUCGCAUCAUCCCCAAUGCAGUGGGCGUGUGCACCAAAGACGAGCGCCAUGUUUUCGGCUCGCUGCUGUCCCGGGACUCCACCUACAAGCUUAUGACACUCGUGUGGAAGGCUGCCAGGGUGUCUGAGCUGGCUGUGCCUAAACCACAGGAUAUUCCCGUGUCGGAGGUGGAAGUAUCAGAGUACUCUCCAGAAGACGACAGCAGUUCCGGAGGAGCCGACCACGUGGAUUCUGUCAAACCUGUACGAGUCGAGCCAGAAGCAAUCAUAUCAACAUCAAACGCGACAGUGAUCCAGCCCGCGUUGUUAACUGGCAGCGUGGCUCAGAGGCGGCACGAGACCCCUCGCUGGCACUGGCUGAUCGCAUGUCUGGUCCUGAUGCUGGCCACCUCGGCGCUCUACCUCACGUACCAGCUGAGCUGCCUCAACGAUAUCCACGAUGUACCAUCGCUAUCUUCGUUGUCGGGAGAGGACGUGGUUCGGUGGCGUGCGCGACUUCACGGUCGAGCCGCCGCUGAGCUUCAUGCCUUCCUGUCUACCAACCUGAUGCUGCUAGCCAAGGUUCGACAAUCACUAGAAGCCCUCUCGGGCGUCAUAUUGACGGACAUGGCUGACGGCGACGGUGGCGCCACCGUACCUAACGAUACCAAACUCAGCUAACGACGCUUGUAAUGCUGUGAGACUCAGUGAAAUCCAGUGUUACUCGUGAUAUUGUAAUCAGUCAAACUUUCGACAGGUUAUCUAUUGUUUAGCGAAAUUGUAUGAUUGUGAACGAGUGAUAUGUGUGAAAAUAGUUUCAUUGUAAGUUAUGUUUAAUUUUAAUUAGCUUUUGUAUGCAGUUACUGUGAUCCAUGAUUUUUUUUGUAUCGUGCUAGCUACUAGUAAGGAAUAUGUUUCCAAGAAACAAAAUAGAAGUAGUUUUUAGUUCUUUGUCUUAUUAAUAAUGUCCGCGCUUAUUAGAAACCUUUUUAAGUUUUUUUUUGUAAGUGUUAACUCAUAUUCAAUAUAAAAAGACUAUAAUCAUAAUAUGCUUCGGUUUAUAUUCAUCUAUGACAUAAGAAUUAUUUUUUUACUAGCAUAUUGCCAAAGAUUGUAUUACAUUUAUUGCUAAAGGUUGUGGCUCGCAAUCAUAAGAACGGAGAGUGGUAUUGCCGAUAUCACGCGCUCUCUCACACUUAUGAGACGUCGAUGUAAAAUAUUUGCAUGCGGUUUUUUUUUUAAUUAACGCGGGUACGAUACUGAAAUCACAAUAGAGUUAACCAGUGUAUACAUUAGACAGUCAUUAACAUCAAGUAAUAAUCAAAUGAUAUUAUAACCUCUUAUUAGAUUCAUAAUUGAUUUAUAAAGUUGACACAAUACAGUGAUUUUAUUAACUCAGUUAUAAAAGCAGAUUAUCCAAAAAGGAAUCAACCUUCACCCAUCCGUUUAACAAAUUAAAAGUGUUUUAUAUCAAACUAGCUGAUCCACAAGACGCUGUUCUGUCAAAAAAAAAAAAAAAAUGUAUUUACUAUGUCAUCCAUAUGUCAUCGCGGACUUUUCUGGAGACCUAUUUAUGAUACACAAUUCCAUCAUACAGUAUUUUAUUAUAUCUCAAAGGGCUUAGACAGUGUUUUUGUUGAAAGCUCCCCGAUGGUUUACUUUUUCCGACAACACCAACAAACAAAUACCGUUCAUAUAUAUACAAAAACUUUCCUCAAGAAGCACGCUAUCUAUAGGUGAAAACAGUAUGACUAUCGGUGCUGUAAUGUUUGAGUUUUACGCGAACAGACAGACACGGCGGUGGACUUUGUUUAAUUAUGUGUACUGAUUUACUAUGUUCAAAAAUAUUUCACAAGUGUCUGUGUCUAGAGCCUCCAGAAAAUUCUGUCAAGACUAAUUAUUGAUACUAAGUAAUUAAAAAUGUUAUAAUAAUUAUUUUAUUCUUAACAAAUUACAUUCUAUAAUGUGUGAACCCUUCUAUUAUAACUUUUCAAUCUAUUUCUAAUCUAUUAUUGUGGGAUUAUAGUGACAUCAUAACAUAUAAUUUUUUCUCUACUUUUUCCUUCUAUAUUUUAUUUAAUUGUUGUUACAUAUUACUUUAUUUUAAAUAAUUUUCUAUUAUAUUAAAUAUUAGGCGAAACUUUUCUCACUUCAAGUGAUCAUCUGUCUCUUCGAUUGUUUCUUAUUUGAACAUUUAAAUUUUCCAUUUAUAUUAUGUAACAAUGAGAUUUUAUAUACAAAAAAGAUCUUGUUGCUAACUAAUGAACAUGCAUAUGUUAGUUUAACUAUUAGAUUAGCAGGUAGUAGGCAGUAGUCAGAUUGGGAAGCUUAAAUCUGUUUUGAAUUCCGCAUGCAUUUUUAACUAAUUAAAGCCUUGGCAUAAUCUUUUCAGAGUUACCACUUUCGAUAUACUUGUUAUUUUUUUUUUUAUAUAAAACACCUUUCACCUAAUAAAUGGGUGAUGGUUGCUUCCUAUAUAGAUAUAUUAUUGUGCAACAGAGUCCAAAAGCAUGUAUCAAAUGUAUAGCAGGAUACUUACUACUGUUUUCCACUUAUUGAUUAUUGAGAUACUUAUUACCUAAUCAAAGGGUAUUUUUCAAGUUCACUUCUAAAUAGGGAGUAAUAGUAAUAGCUUGAAAGGUUGACAAUUUUGUAACUCUUUGGUUAUGGCACAAGAACUAAGUGCUAACAAAAUUAUAAUAAUAGUUUAAAAAAUCUAAAAAAAUACGCUUUUAUAGAAAAUCCCACAAAAAAAUAGAAAAUAAAUCUUAAUAAAUUUGAAUUAAAAAUAGUCUAAAAAAACUGAUAUUAUUGUAAAAAAAAGUGUGGGGUGCAUGGUAUCAAUAGUUAUAAAUAUUUUAUGAACAGAUAUGAGUAGAAGGGUUAUUUUGAUAAUAUCCUGAAUUUUGAUUCUGAUUUCUAUGAAAGCGUAUUUUUUUAGUUUUUUAAGCUAUUAUUUUUUUUUGUUUUUCAUUUUUUUUUUGUCAUAUUGAAUUGUCAUCGGCCCCUUAAUAAGUAUGGAAAAGUUCGAGGGGGUCAUAAUCAUGUUGAAAGAUUCCCUUACAUACUAAACAUACGUAUGAACUUAUAAAAUAGAAAGGGCAAAAUGAAGAUGUACCCUGAUUAUAUGGUGUAAUUUUAAAUAUUGUUGUCAUAGUUAGGUAACAGUGUAACAAAACACAGGUCUAGCCAUGUUUAAAUUAUUGUUUUUGUAAUUCAGUUAAUUUUUGUAAACAGUAUAUGUCUAUCUAUAAUCAUAAUAUGUUUUAGAUUCAAUACUGGAUAAGGUUUGGGAAAACCAAAUUUUUUAAACAAAUAAUAACUUAAAUUUCAAUGAUCAAGUAACUAAAACACUUCUUAAUCAUUGUACUAAUAGAGACAAUCAAUUUAACAAAACUAUUAAAACAUUAUGGGCUCUGGUGUUAGCAUGUAAUUGUGAAUACAUUUCAAAAUGGUAUAUUUCAGUAUGUGUUCUAAAUAACAUGGAAUAAAAAAAUGGUAACAAUUCUAGUCAAUAGUGAAUACAAUUUAAAACUGUUGUAGAGUUAGCAAAAAAACCAAAAGAUUUCGCCUGCAAUUCUGCUAUUCAUUUGACCAAAUGUCUCAUUAAUUUAAUACUGAUUUUGUUGCACACAUUACAGCCGCGACGCCAUUUUGGAUUCCUUUCUCUUUUGUCUCUGCUUUUGCUUUAUUUCCAUAAAUUACCUAAACAGUAUAUACUUAAUGCCUUUUUAAAAUAAUCAUUCAAUCUAAUUCAGUCUGGUAACUGUAGAUAGUUUGAAUCUAAAAUAAAUAAUUAUUAACGACCAAAUUAGUCAGGUAAUAGCAAAAUUAUAUUCAUUUUAAAUUUUAAUGAACUAGAAUUAAAAAUUAAAUUAACAACUUACUCAUGGCAUACGAUUGUUUAACAUAAAAUGUUAUUAUUACUACAAUACUGAUAUCAAUGUAUAGUUAAAUGUAGAGUAACCUAAUAAAUUAAUUGUUAUUUAUUCAAGUAUAGAUAUUUGUUAUUUAAUCGUAAGAAGAUUGUGUAAAAGCUUAUAAUAGAUAAUCAAACUAGGAAAACAUUCUCAAACAAAGUAUAUAUAUAUAUAUA